AGGCGCUCUCGCUCUCGCGAAAAGAAGCGUGAGCGUUCUCGAUCGCGUGAUAGGAAGAAGGAAAAGGAGAAGAAAGAGAAAAAACGAAGCAGAAGUCGUGAUAGGAAAAAGGACAAGGAAGGUAAGAGCGAACGUAGUUCAGAUCGAAGGAAGGAGAAAGAGAAAGACAAGAAGGAAAAAGAGAAACUCAAGGAGACGAAAGUCGAGGAUCUUGACGAAGAAGCAUUAAGAGAGCGUCUGCUUGAAAAAGCUGCCGUUCGGAGUGGAAAGGAAGGUUCUGAAAGCGAUCGAGACAGCGAAGUCGAUAAAGCCGGUGACAAGACGCCCAGUAAAAUAAAAAAUGAACGAAAGAGGCGACGCAGCGACAGUGAUUGA
Strongylus vulgaris is the source of this 375-nucleotide messenger RNA. NCBI's taxonomy places the organism in Eukaryota, Metazoa, Nematoda, Chromadorea, Rhabditida, Strongylidae. The record is from the annotation of a GenBank genome assembly.